Messenger RNA from Penicillium canescens, 2262 nucleotides. RefSeq names its product ankyrin repeat domain-containing protein. The transcript has a single exon. Bases 1 to 2262 code for a protein of 753 amino acids. NCBI's taxonomy places the organism in Eukaryota, Fungi, Ascomycota, Eurotiomycetes, Eurotiales, Aspergillaceae. Gene Ontology annotation, molecular function: protein binding. The record is from RefSeq and is a predicted model, not a curated record.
AUGCCGGUUAAGUCUGAGGAAGCCAUCUGCAGCGUCGCGGCUCUAGCCACCCAAUUGGGCAAUCAGAUCUCCGUGCACAUGCUCAACUAUCUCAGCACCACCAAAGACCUACCCGACGGUUUUCGCGAGCUUUCCCAUACGUUCCUCGAUACCUGUCGUACACUGUGGGCCAUUGAAGCCGGAGUGACCGAAUUAGCCGCCGCCAAUCGCGCCCUGCCCGAGGUGAUAAUUGAAGAGGUGGAAAAGAAAUUUGUUUCCACAUACCGCGACUUUCAACAACUCGACAAGGUCAUUUUGAAACUUGUUCAUUAUGAACAUCGCGGGACACUGGGAAAGCUGCAGCGAGGAUGGCAUCGACCAGGCCAUGAACUCAACCGCAUUCACGAGUCACUGAAGAAGGCCACCGAAACCCUUCAGAUCAGCGGCAUGGCCUUCCACUGGUCCCUGGGAGAAGCACACCCGGAGGAGUCGGUAGGCAUUGGGUAUGCAGGCUUGGCUGCUGCGCUCGACCGCGUAUCUAAAGGCCGCUCGGUGAUGGGCAUAAACAAGGCCAAGACCUUUGAAUCUGAGCGGUCCGUACCAUCGAUCCAAAGUCAGUCGCCUGAUUCAAUGCGGUCGACACCAUCCGUGCCUCCGAAGGAAUCAUUUACCGCCGCCCGGCCCAACCAAGGCAUUCGUCAACAAGAUCCUGAAAUUAUCACGGAUGACAUGUCUUCCGUCCUAUCUCUGAACGGGUUUCUGAACCAGCCUGGACGCGAGACCGAAAAGAUUCCCUACUUCGAGCACCGAGCACUGCCGCGCCGACCGGCCAAGGCAGACUCUACAGCUUCUGCUGAAGAAAUCAACCUACGGAAUGACAGCCAUUCCGAUCCCGAUUCCGCCAGCGCCAAGCUAACGCAGACUCUGCUCGCCCACGGCGUCAAUCUGAAAGAUGAGACGCGCAAUGGCACAACGUUACUGAUCGAAGCAAUUCGCAAGCGAGCACCGCAGCAAGCCAUCGAAACCCUGCUCAAUUCCGGCUGUGACCCCAACCGCAAAGACGACCACGGCAAGACAGCGCUCUGCGAAGCCGUACAAAGCGACCAACCAGCCAUCGUGACCACUCUGUUAAAUCAGGACGCGAAUCCAAACCUGCCAGGACCUGAACACGUCCUCUGGUCCGCCGUCCACCGUCCAGGCUGCCUGCGCAUCCUGCUCGCGCGCGGCGCUGACAUUCGAAAGACUCCUGGCCUGAUGGAACAGGCGACAAGUGUGAACAGCAUCGAUGCCGUGCACGUUCUGCUGCAGGCUGGUAUGGACCCAAACUCCAAAAAGGACGGAAUAUACACUCCGCUGUGCUCGGCCAUCCGCGAUGACCGGCCAGAUAUCCUCACCUUACUGCUCAGUCACGGCGCGGACCCUAACCUGAUGGCGUCUGAAUACCCAGCCUGGAAAUGUAUCACCCACAACCGCCUUCAUUUCCUCCCGGACUUAGUGGCAGCCGGCGCGGACCUCCAUCAGCCACCGGGUAUUGUCGAGUGCGCCGUACAGAAUAAUAACACAGAGGCUCUACACUGGCUCGUGGGCCCAGGCGGCGCCAACCCAAAUGAUCGCAACGCCCUGGGACACACAGCUGUGACAACGGCCAUCCGGGAGAAACGUCCAGAGAUGCUAGGCUGGUUACUAGCGCAUGGUGCCGAUCCCAACCUACGCGGCCAAGACUGGCCCGUGUAUAUGGCGACUCAGUCGCCGAGCAUGCUACGGCUCCUGCUGCCCAGCAUAACAGACCUAUCCGCGCACAAGGGCGUCAUGGAGAAAGCAGUUCAAGCCAAUCAACUAGAAAACGUCAAACUACUCCUCGCCGCCGGCGCCAAUGUAGAGUGGAAAAACGGCGGCGUGUUCUCACCGCUAACGACAGCGCUGCGCGAGCGCCACUGGGUCAUUGUGCGUUAUCUUCUGGAUGAGGCUGGUGCCGACCCCAAUGCCCCUGGUGAACAUCUGCCUCUCGUCAAGGCGAUACGGCGAUGCGACGAUGGUGACUUUUCCAUGAUUGAGCUACUCCUGGAAAGGGGGGCUGACCCGAAUAAAUGCUAUCGCGACUGGAACGCUAUCAUGCAGGCCAUUGAAGACCGCGAUGUCCGGUUACUGCAGCUCUUGAUUGAGAAGGGUGGUCGGGUUGAUCUUGCUCAGAAAGACGAGAUGGGCAAGACAGUCUUGGAUAUGGCCAAUUCUUCUGGUUGGCUGGAAGGGACUGAGCUUCUGUUAAAUAAUGCUCGUCAGUGA